CGCCCUUGAAGACGUAGGCAUAUGGCCCACUAUAAGCACACUUAGGACCUACUACAAUCGCUUUUUCCUUCACCCGCAUCCCCUUUUGCCUACUGCCAUCUUCAUUUCCUUUCGUGGCCCAUCAUGAACACGAACGAUAUCAAAAAGCUGUCUACACGAGACACGACAGUGUCGGACACAACAGCAUUGGAGACUGGAGUGGUAUUACCAUUUGGCUAUACACAAUCGUAUCGACGCGUUCUUCGUACGCUCGGAAACGUUUGUUUAGUCAUUUCGUUGACAUCACCACUACCAGCCAUCAUGGUCACAGCGUUUUAUCAAAUUACAUAUGGAGGCUACUUUGGUUUGACCUGGGGCUGGAUUAUCCCGAGCAUUCUUUAUCUGCCUCAAACUCUUGCAGUCGCUGAAUUGAGCUCGUCAAUGCCUGUCAAUGGCGCUUUUUAUUGGUGGGCGGCUGCACUGGCUCCUCCACGAUUGUCUCGUGGCUUCGCUUUCGUCACCGGUUGGCUUGCCAUGUCAUCAAUCGUCACAACACUGGCAAGCUUCUCUUAUGCUGCGGCAUCAACUUUCGUGUAUGGAAUUACGUUAACAGGCGUAUCCUGGGAACCUUCGAAUGCACAAAUCAUGCUCAUUGCCAUGUCAGUCCUUGUGCUUUGGUCCUCGCUGAUGUUUUUAAGACUGGAGUCAAUCAAUGUGGUAUACAUCAUUGUUGCAAUCUCUUAUCUUGUCCAACUGCUCGUAUUUACUAUUGGUCUCCCUGCUACGCACGCUGCACAAGGACGUGCAUUCACAUCAUCUGAAAUAGUGUUCGGUACGAUUACCAAUUAUUCGGACUGGAUGCCGGCAGUUUCAAUUCCCAUGACGUGGUUCUGCGCUGCAUGGGUUAAUUCCGGGUGGGUCGUUCCAGCAUUUGUAGCAGAAGAAACGGCGGACAGUGAGACGUCAGUACCGAGGGCCAUCAUCAGGUCCUAUAUACUCACAGCACUCAUUGGUGUGCUGCUGUGCGUCAUGUGUGCCUACUGCAUUCCGGACAUGGACAUUAUUGCUAUGGAUCAAACCGGAUUUCCACUCAUGCAAUUACUCGUCGAGCACUGGGGCGCCCGCAUUACAUCCAUCUUCAUCCUAGCAUUCACACCAUUUGGACUGGUAGGUGGAAGUGCCAUGCUUCUCACCUACGCAUCGCAGAUCGCAGCUUUUGCGCGAGACGGCGGGCUCCCGUUUGAGAAAUACCUUUCGCACGUCAAUGAACGAACCAGUAUUCCUCACUACGCUGUUGGCUUCGAGAUCAUCGGCGCCGCCAUCCUUCUCCUGUUCUCUUUGUCGCCUUCCGGCAGCGAAGUCGUUUACUCGCUUGCAGUGCUGGCAGCUGUCAUUACAUGGGCAAUUCCAGUCGCACUCAGACUUGGCGCCGGCGAUAGAUGGCGCCCUGGUCAGUUCAAUCUUGGUAGGUGGAGCGUGCUAGUCCAUGCCUUCACCAUUGCGUCACAGAUAUACCUGAUCGUUAUGGAAGCCUUCCCGCCCAGAGCCGCAUUCGACGCUUCUUCGUUCAACUAUAAUUGGGUACUUACAGUUGCGGUGAUCCUUAUCUCACUGGGUUAUUACUACUUCAUCGGGUGUCAUAUCUACAGCUUUGAUGCCGAGCGGGUUCGUACUUGAAGGCAGUGAGCCAUGUCGGCAUGGGCCCGUUACGAGAUCAUCGCUUGUUAUGAGGGCGCAAUGUCGGUUUUGAAACCUUGGUCUCCCAGCUCUUUACAUCUCUCCCCGCACCGUCUCGGCUCUGCAACCGUUAUCCUGGA
Messenger RNA from Aaosphaeria arxii CBS 175.79, 1796 nucleotides. Its product is annotated as amino acid transporter. Lineage: Eukaryota; Fungi; Ascomycota; Dothideomycetes; Pleosporales. Gene Ontology annotation, molecular function: transmembrane transporter activity. Bases 124 to 1656 code for a protein of 510 amino acids. Gene Ontology annotation, biological process: transmembrane transport. Gene Ontology annotation, cellular component: membrane. The transcript has 6 exons. The record is from RefSeq and is a predicted model, not a curated record.